Messenger RNA from Lampris incognitus (smalleye Pacific opah), 1247 nucleotides. Its product is annotated as butyrophilin-like protein 9. The transcript is spliced from 6 exons. Bases 61 to 1035 code for a protein of 324 amino acids. The record is from RefSeq and is a predicted model, not a curated record. Lineage: Eukaryota; Metazoa; Chordata; Actinopteri; Lampriformes; Lampridae.
GAUGAGAGGAGGACACGGAGGGAACCGCGGGGAAAACAUUCAGUAAGGACAGAUACCAGAAUGAUGUCUUUGAUAAGUGGACUCUUCCUGAAGAGGAUUUUUGUGAACAAUCUUUUCUUCUUCUCCGUCUCGAUCAUCUGUCUGCAUCCCGGCCACUCGGACAGGGGUGGAGCUCAGUCUGUGAUUGCCUUGCUGGGCGAAGACGUCAUUCUACCGUUUACACUGAAUCCUCCAGAAGAUGCCCGUAAACUAACGGUGGAAUGGUCCAGAGACGACCUCCAACCAAAGUAUGUUCAUAUUAGCCAGGAUGGACGGGACCAGUACCUUCAGAAGAAUCCUUGGUUUAAAGAGAGGACAGUCCUGCCAGUAGAGAGACUGGAACGUGGGGACGUCUCUCUGAAACUGUUACAGGUUAAGCUCCAUGACGAGGGAGCCUACCGCUGUACUAUCCACCAUAUGGAAAACGGGAAGGCAGUCAUCCAGCUCAUUUUAGGUUCAGUGUCCUACCCUGUCAUCAGUCUACUGGGGUUUAACAGCAGUGGACUGGUAUUAGGGUGUGAGGCUAAAGGAUGGUACCCAGGGCCGGAGAUGUUUUGGCAGGACAGUGAGGGAAAAUCCCUCUCUCAUCAAUCCCCAGAACCAGUCCGAGGUCCUGAUAGACUCUAUACCAUCAGCAGCACAGUAACCGUGGGGGGGACGGAAAACAACACGUUCACCUGCGUAGUUCGACAACGGACCAUCAACGAAACCAGAGAGACACCCAUUCAUGUUCCUGCGGACUUCUUUCCUUCACAAUGUCGCCGGCAGUUCAACGAAAAGUUCUGUCUUAUAGGAAUUGGUCUACUAGUAUUCUCACUACUGGUACUUUCUGUUCCACAUUGCAAAAAGGGCCUUGGCUGGGUAACGGAGUAUUUCCCCAAGAAAAAACGUAAAGACUCCCAAAAAAAGCGUCAGAAGAGUAACAGAGACCAGUUGGAGAUGAAGAAGACUGGUGAUGGUACAGACACAGACGUACAAGCUAUCCAUCGCGAAUGACAGAGUCCAUCAGUCACACCACGGCCCGUCUGGAAGAAAACCGAGUUCUGAUGUCUGGUGGGCUGUCUGGACUAGUUUGGUGUGUGCUGAAGUCCACAUAGAGAGGUAUUGAGAUAUAGUAUUUGAGUGGUUAGGCCAGUGCCUCUGCAGUCACAUGUUUAUCCCCACUGGUGCGGAAUCAGAUCUCCCUACUGGUGCGGAAUCAGAUCACC